AUGACACAGGGUAAAAGAAAGAGAGCUCUUUCUCGUAAAGCACAAACAAAGAAGAAUAAGCCGGUGGAGAUGGAUGAUACAUUGGCUUUGGAUGUUACUAGUGCCGUUGCAACUAUGCCAAUGGCUUCGCCAAACGCUUCCACCAGGGCAUCGGAAACGGUCAGCACUAUCAAGCAGGAGUAUUUUUCCGUACCUCAACUUCUCUCUUACAAUCCAUGGCACUCGUUUUCUGGUCACAGAUCUUCUAACCAUGGCUCUUACAACCCCGAGGUAAAGAUUCUCCAUUUCAAUGGAAUGUCUGCACGGUUCAAGUGCAAGUAUAAAGCUGCAUUGGACUUUGCAUUCACUAAUAACUUCACACCUGAUACCACUGCCACUGGCAAAUAUAACUACAAUGCGUAUCCAUCGGUUUCAUCGUUGCAAUUGAAAGAAUGUGUGAUGACUCCAGUGGAUAUUGCCUCAUUUCAUGUACAACUACCUUUAAACAGCACCUUUGACUUGGCCAUCAAUGAUGGUGCACCUGUUCAAAUGAAUUCUGGUCAAUCCCAGGGGUUUCCUAGUGAUUCUCAAAUGAGACAGGGCCUUGCUGUCAAUUGCGGAGGUACCCCUAUCGCAAGUACUUGGCUCCCAUUGCAGUUGGACUCCAAACUUUACCUGUUUGCAUCUGUAGUUUCUGCUGCCGACUCGUCACCAAACGAGCUCUCGUCAGUUAAGCUCAACUGUCUUUCCUUGUCGAACUUUUCUCCGUUUACUGCCGGCUUGCUUAUUUAUGAAUACAAUCCCGAAGGCCAAGUUUUGAGCUGUAUCAAGAAGAUAUUGCUUGAUCACGGUGCCAUCACAGAGUUCAAAUGGCUUUUGAGUGACGACGGUGACCAACGGCUCUUAGCUUGCGUUUUUUCUGAUGGUAAUGCUUCCAUAAUGAAGAUAGAUAAGCAGUUUCUUACCAGUCCAAAGUACUCCAAACUCACCAAGUCCUCCCUUGAGCUCUCUUUGAAAUCUGAAGAGCUACACAUUCUUUCUUGCACCUGGACGUCAAAUUCUACACUUCUUGUGGGUACUACUGAAGGCUGUGUUGCUGAAUUCGAUAUAGCUUCUACGACACCCCGUUUUAUUUUUUCUCUUUCUGCUCCAUCUGUGUUAUCCGUGCAGUCUGACUAUACAAAUGGUAUUUUCGGUAAGGAACCCCCAUUGAAACGAUCCGACAAUGUGCUUAUAUCCACGGGAGACCUCAACGUGAUUCUUUUAGACCUUUCCAAUCCUUCGCAGGCGGUUGACGGUCCAAGAUUUAGAGUUCCUAUUUCCAAUAUUACAUACUCAUCGCUUAUGAACGGUUUCAUAUAUGCCGAUGGAACAAGGACUCUUAAAUAUAGUACCGUGCGAGACUCAUCUACUUCUGUGAAGCUCAGAGUUUACGACGAGCCUCCUCAGUCAACUUGCUGUUCAGACUACUCUCCAUUGGUAUUAGCAGGCUGUGCCAAUGGUUCUGUACGGAUCCUCAACGUAUAUCGUAUGCUUAGUCAGCCAUUGAAGUCAGUCAACGCCGCAUCGCUACGGUUAUAUAAGUUGGAUUCUUUGCUUGCUGAUGGCGAUCAAUUCAGGCUCAAUUUGGGCUAUCAAAUCGAUCGAAAGGAAGAGACGACAACAGAGUAUCAUGCCUAUUCGAAUGCGCUCACUGUGACAUCAUGUUCCAUGGUCAACAAUGCUACUGACAAUAAUGUUAUCGCCUGUACCUAUGCUGGGGGGUUGAUAUUAGUCGAGAGCUUACAGAGUGUGAAGCAAUCCUUCAUGUAA
Molecule: messenger RNA, 1791 nt
Organism: Brettanomyces nanus
Lineage: Eukaryota; Fungi; Ascomycota; Pichiomycetes; Pichiales; Pichiaceae
Exons: 1
Coding region: 1-1791 (596 amino acids)
Molecular function (GO): protein binding
Source: RefSeq, a predicted model, not a curated record